Molecule: messenger RNA, 639 nt
Organism: Lingula anatina
Lineage: Eukaryota; Metazoa; Brachiopoda; Lingulata; Lingulida; Lingulidae
Product: dehydrogenase/reductase SDR family member 11-like
Source: RefSeq, a predicted model, not a curated record
GCAAGCGAAAAGGGUCGUUUGAUUCCAAUGAAAUGCGACCUUUCCAAAACGGAAGAGAUAGAGUACAUGUUUCAAGAAAUCAAGGAACAGAUUGGCGGUGUCGACGUAUGCGUUAACAACGCUGGGAUCUCAUUUUUUCAAGAUUGCAAGACGGGAACGUUGCCAGAUACGAAAGCCAUGUAUGACUUGAAUGUUUUCGCUGCCAUAGCUGUUUCCCAGCUGACCAUUCAGUCCAUUCAAGAAAGGAACAUGGAUAACGGGCACAUUAUUAACAUCAGCAGCAUAUGUGGAACCACGAUUCACGAGGACGUGCCGUGUCACAUGUAUUCCCCAACAAAGUACGCCUUGGGUGCCUUCACGGAGGGUCUGCGACACGAGCUGAGAAAGGAGAAAACGAAAAUACGGACGACGAUUAUAAACCCUGGAUUUGUGGACACGCCCCUUGCAAGAAUGAAAGGCAUUGCUGAAGCAUUCGACCCAGGAAAUUGUCUUCAACCGGACGACGUAGCUUCCGCAGUCACCUAUGUGCUUGGGGCUCCACCAAACGUCAAUGUCCGACAUAUUUGCCUCCACGCCAUUCACGGCAUAUUGUAAGUCGAAGACGGCUGCCAAAUGCAAGUCUAAAAGAACUUUAAAGGG